GAGAGAGAGCGCCGAGCCCCGCCGGCGGCCCAUUGAGGAAAGAUGGCCACAGUCAGUGCAAACGGAGUGCUGCGGGAGAAUGGAUUCAGCACCACGGACAGCGGCGGCAGGAUGAACGGGCUCGGCCUCGGUAGUCAGAACACCAUCCCCAUGAAGGACCACGACGCCAUCAAGCUCUUCAUCGGCCAGAUCCCCCGCAAUCUGGAGGAGAAGGACCUCAAGCCGCUCUUUGAGGAAUUCGGCAAGAUUUACGAACUCACGGUGCUGAAAGACAGGUUUACCGGGAUGCAUAAAGGAUGUGCCUUUCUUACAUACUGUGCCAGAGAGUCAGCACUGAAAGCCCAGAGCGCCCUCCAUGAACAGAAGACUCUGCCAGGGAUGAAUCGGCCCAUCCAGGUGAAGCCAGCAGACAGCGAAGGACGGGGAGAAGACAGGAAGCUGUUUGUGGGGAUGCUCGGCAAGCAGCAGAGCGAGGAUGACGUCCGGCGGCUCUUCGAGACCUUCGGCCAGAUCGAGGAAUGCACCGUCCUGCGGGGUCCUGAUGGGACCAGUAAGGGCUGUGCCUUUGUCAAAUUCUCCAGCCACGCAGAAGCACAGGCUGCCAUCAACAGCUUGCACGGUGGACAGACCAUGCCUGGCGCCUCGUCCAGCCUGGUGGUCAAAUUUGCAGACACGGACAAGGAGCGGACACUGCGCCGGAUGCACCAGAUGGCGGGUCAGCUCGGCAUCUUCAGUCCCAUGACCAUCCAGUUUGGGGCCUAUGGCGCCUACUCUCACGCUGUAAGUCUCAGCCCGGCGGGGGAGGAGACGCAGAUGAUGCAACAGCAAGCAGCCCUGAUGGCAGCAACACAAGGGUCCUACCUGAACCCCAUGGCGGCCAUCGCUGCCGCGCAAAUGCAGCAAAUGGCAGCGUUCAAUGUCAACGGCCUGGUGGCGACCCCAAUGACACCAUCAUCAGGCACCAGCACACCCCCAGGUAUCACUGCAACUGCCGUCCCCAGCAUAGCCACCCCUAUUGGGGUCAACGGAUUUAGUGCUCUCGCGGCCCAAACCAACGGGCAGCCCACGUCCGAGCCCAUUUACACCAACGGCAUUCACCCUUACCCAGCACAGAGUCCGACGGUGACCGACCCUCUCCAGCAGGCUUACGCCGGCGUCCAACACUACGCAGCAGCCUACCCUGCCGCCUAUGCGCCAAUCAGCCAAGCAUUUCCACAGCAACCGACCAUCAUUCCCCAGCAACAGCGGGAAGGGCCAGAGGGUUGCAACCUGUUUAUUUAUCACCUGCCCCAGGAAUUCGGUGAUGCCGAGCUCAUGCAAAUGUUCCUCCCUUUUGGCAACGUCAUCUCAGCGAAAGUCUUUGUGGACAGAGCGACCAAUCAGAGCAAAUGUUUCGGCUUUGUGAGUUUUGAUAACCCGUCUAGCGCCCAAGCUGCCAUCCAGGCCAUGAACGGCUUCCAAAUAGGCAUGAAGAGGCUGAAGGUGCAGCUUAAGCGGCCAAAGGAUGCCAACCGACCUUACUGACUGGUCUGCAGUCCUGAUCGAGGUAUGGUGACAUCCACAAAUUUCCCUCUUAGGUGUCAUGUCAACCACGUUUGACAAUAACAAAUAUAAGAUGUGAAUUAAAGAAAUAAAUAAAAAAAUUAAAAAAAUACAGCUUUGUCCCCGUGAGAGAGUAAAUAUGAUGUGAAAUUUGCCCGCUCAAAAGAAUCAUCUUAUCUGUGGGAUUCAGAAUAACAUUAGCAUCUACGGGAUGCACCAGUGCGAAAUUGAUGACACCAUCAAUACCCAACUGUGCAUAAUUACCUGACGACUGGAGACGGCAUUCGCAAUUGAUGCGAGCUGUCAAAUGGACAAAUCCACAAAAGCCAACAGCCUUCCGAGAUCAUGUCAGGAGGUGGAAAGACAGCUUACAGCAACUUUGGUCGUAGUACUCUGGAACCAGUGUGAUUUCAUAUUAGAAUGAUGAAGUGACACGAUUACAGCUCACACAUUUCAAACGGAAAGGCAAUGUAGUACCCCAACUGAAUUCAUUAUUAUCCACUUUCACAAUCUAUGACAUUUUGUAGGAUUUCAAGAUUUGGCAAAUAUUUUAGUUCUCUCCAGUUUCAGGUUUGUUCAGAUAAUUGCAUAUGGUAGCAUUUUAGGUUAGAGAUAUCCAAUUCAAUGAUAAAUAAUUCACCCAUUAUGAGGCAUGGGGUCCAAAAGAGGAGGUAUAAAUAAGGAAUGUAUUGGUUUGGCUCAAAUUCCAAAACACCCAAUCAGAGCAUAAAUGCUAUGUUAUAAAGUAACACACUAAUAAUAACAUAAAACCGGCCCUAUUCCAAACUGUUUUUCUCAAAUAUUUUCUCAGGUGGAUUUCAAACACUUUUUUGUAAAUACAAAAUAUUAAAUAUUCAGUUCAUUUUUGACACUUGAAACGUCUUUACUAACCAAACCAGCAGCACCCUAAGCGAAGCUACUGUACGUCCAAAAUGGUACAAUAUGUCUAAGUCCUAACAGACACUUGGUUCAAAAUGUUUUUAACUUACCUCUAAUAGACACAUAGUCCAAAAUUUUGCACAAUUGGCCGAAUAGACACCCGGUCCAAAAUGUCUGUGUUUGUUGUCAGUUUUUUAUUUUUUAUUUUCCAUCCAUUUCAGCCUUCAACUAACUUUAUCAAACUUUUGCAGCAACAGCUGGGUUUCCAGCCUUCCACACCAGGUCCAUAAUAAUGAAAAAAAAUAUAUAUAAUAAAACUUCAAUGUUGUUUCCCUUUUGUAAAAAAAAAAAAAAAAAAAAAACAACACUAACAAAAACUUUCAUGUUGAUAAAUCCCGAGGCCCAUUGUAUCCUCACUGAUACUUAAUUUUGGUUGGUGAAAUUUUAAUUUAAAAAAAAAUAAAUAAAAAUAAAAAAAGCUCAAGCGCUGUUCUCUUCUACCAGGAAGAAGCUACUCAUAAAUUGUGUUUCUGUGCUGGAAAGAUAAACUUCAUGCAAACAAAAAAACAAAACAAAAAAUAAUAAAAAAAAAAAAAAGAAAAAAUGUGGACCCCUCUCUGUUUGGCCGACCUCAUCGCAAACAAUGCAAGGCAAAUCCAAUUACUGUAGACAGGAGGGUUUUUGAAAUAUGCAUUUCUGCCUUCAGGGUUAUCUUUGUGCAUAUACAAAAAAAGGGGAAAAAACAUCAAUUCAUCCUUUUCAGACCACGAGUUGUCUGAGAAUCUGUCCUCUCCACCACAAAGAGAAACAACAAAUGACUUUCUACGGUGGUGUGCUGAUAAAUUGUCAUUUCUGUUUAACAUGUCAAUUCUGUUGUUUCUUCUUUUUCGUUUACCUAAUCAUUAUAGUGCGUAGCAUUAAUAACAAGAUAAGUGGGUGCUUUGUGCCAUAAGGACCAUCCCAUUAUGUAUGUGUGUGUGUCUCCUUCUUUUCCACCAACCUGGCAACCCAAAUGGCCAGUCACAGUGCGAGAUGGCCUUUCUUCGCUGUAGCCACGCCCGUCACGGGGGCCAGCCAAGUUGGCGCAGCUGUAAGUCGGAGCCAUGGUGUCAUUUGACUUCUGAUGACAUCAUGAGGUGGGACUGUGACUGCAUUGCAUGACGUGAGCGUUGAUUAAACACCAUAUUCUGUCCACCGGCAGCUUGUGGAGUGCAGUGCAACGGACUUUCUUGGCUGGUAUCUGUUACUGUAGCUGCUGUGCUAAACUGGGUCAUUGGACUAUCUCUGGAAGUGGCCUUUAUUAACCCUUUGUGCUGCUGUCUAGUGUGCCCUUGUAAUGCUUUGACUUUAUCAUGUGUGGUUCAUGUUUACGAUGAAACCUCCAAAGUUA
Messenger RNA from Phycodurus eques (leafy seadragon), 3811 nucleotides. It is a transcript of the gene celf6, whose product is annotated as CUGBP Elav-like family member 6. The coding region runs from base 43 to 1524 and encodes 493 amino acids. The record is from RefSeq and is a predicted model, not a curated record. The transcript has 12 exons. Gene Ontology annotation, biological process: mRNA splice site recognition; regulation of alternative mRNA splicing, via spliceosome. Gene Ontology annotation, molecular function: mRNA binding. Gene Ontology annotation, cellular component: cytoplasm; ribonucleoprotein complex; nucleus. NCBI's taxonomy places the organism in Eukaryota, Metazoa, Chordata, Actinopteri, Syngnathiformes, Syngnathidae.